This is a messenger RNA of Aplosporella prunicola CBS 121167, 1343 nucleotides long. RefSeq lists its product as uncharacterized. The coding region runs from base 23 to 985 and encodes 320 amino acids. Lineage: Eukaryota; Fungi; Ascomycota; Dothideomycetes; Botryosphaeriales; Aplosporellaceae. The transcript is spliced from 3 exons. The record is from RefSeq and is a predicted model, not a curated record.
CUUCUCUGGUUCUCAGCAUCUCAUGGAGCCGCGUACACGCUCUAGGCGCGCCAUUCCAGUCAAGAAGUACGUGGAGGCUGAUUCCGAUGCUGAUUUCGAAGAGUCAUCUCCGAUCAUACCUUCGACCAGAAGGGGCAGACCUCAGCGUGGUGCCAAGAACGCGGAUCCGGACUUCCUCUUGCAAGAUCCUUCUUCUGCUCUUGCCCAUGCCAACGUUGCUGCGAUCUUGAAGCACCCACUUGCUUGGGAUAGCCUCCUACCAGUUCAACAGAUGGAGUUGAACCAGAUGUACCCGAUCCAACCUCUCCGACUUGGCUCGCCCAUCACCCUUCCUCAACACUCUGGAGGAAUGCUCACCCAACCCCGUACUGUUCCCCAGGCAGUCAUGUUUAACACCGCUCUGCAGUCUGACAUCGCGCUGUUCAAAGAGGACCUUGAGUGUGGUCGUCUCGAACCUGAGUGGCAGCAGGACGGCAUGGCCGCGAUGGAAAACCGUGCCCGCGGUGACUUUGAUGAUUGGAAGGAGCAAGAGUCUGAGAGUUUCUGGGGCCAGCAGCAGAGGUUGCCUUACGAGGUUCUGGCUGGUGAGAGCUCCAGCGUCCGCUUCGAUACUCUCGUCGCGGCUGGCAAGUUCAGAGUUGGUGAUGUCUGGACGUACCGCCGGGGUUUCGGCAAGGGCGCGCAGUUCUUUGCCGUUGACAAAGAAGCUACGAUUGUUCAGAUCACCCCAGACAACAAGCUUGUCUUCACUUACCCUCCCGGCAUCCACAAGUACUCCUCGGUCUACAACGGUCCAGAUCUCACCAGCGAGCCGAUCGGUGGUCCGCAGCCAUUGGCCGAUGCCCUCAUCCACGCCGACGGUCGCAACGCUAGCUGGCGCCAGGUCAAUGCCUGGAAAGAGUUCCGAUGUGCUCGAAACUAUCAGGACAUGGGUACGUUGUGGGAGGUUCGUGAGCUGUACUGGGCGAACGAUCGCUCCGACUGAGGGUUGAGGCUCCUUUGCACUGUUCUACACCACUGCUCUGCACACUUGCCUUUUUCAUUUCGUCACAUACAGAUUCCUCAGGGGUACAAAUGGCUAUGGGUUUGCUUCGAAGGCGUAAUUUGUCGGGGGUAAGAAGGUGUUUUCACAAGAACGGCGAAGAUGGCCGGUUGCUGGCGCAAUGGCAUGGACACAUGGCUGACGGCGAUGACUUCUUCAUGCUGGACGAUUGCUGCGACAUUCGACUCUGUCACACACUGCUUACUCUCCAUGUUUUCUUUGCAUGAUACCAUUCAGCAUGGUAGAAGGUAGCUAGCGAUGGGCAUAGAUUUGAUGACAUAGAUACCCGCUAAUGAAAGGG